AUGAGAAAACUUUAUUUAGACUUCAAAUAUUUGCCAACAAAUUUGACACUUUCUACACCAGAAUAUUUUAUUUUUGACAAAACAAAAAUUUCUAAUGAAACAAAUUUAGCUUUAGAGUUUCCAAUAACCAUAGAUUCUGAAUCAAAAAGAGAUGUUGUACUAAAUACAUUGCAUCUACAAUCAAAAUCCGUUUUGGAUUUGACAAAUAACGUGAAAAUUUUCACAAAUGUAUUGAAUGUUUCAACAUCAAAACAACCCAACAAAGUUACUCUUAAUACAAAAAUUCUGUCACUUUUAGAAGACUCUUUUACAACGAUAGAUAAGGUUAAUGGUGUAGAGUUCAUAGAUAUUCAUUAUUCUGUUUUUAAACUUGGUUUCAUACACAUAAAUAGUUUGAAAUCAUUAAAAGCAAAUAAUCAAACUAAGAGUAAUAUUGAGGAUAAAAAUAUUACUCUUAUAUAUGUUGAAAAUGCGAAGAAAGCAAAGUGUCCCGGUGGUUUGCAUGUUAGAUUUUAUAAUGAUGAUAUUGAAGAUCAAUUUUUCUAUGAUGGUGAUUGGGACGAUUUCAACAUCGAUUUUAUUUGUUUUGACUCGUUUGAAGUUAAUGAAUCAUGUUUAAGUUACGAAUUCAUCAGUCAUCACUGGGAUUUCAAUGGUAGUACUCGAACGUUUGAUAUGUCUAUUUCUAAAAAGAACUCACAAACAUGUAUUUCAUUGGUUCAUCGUGAUGCAGAUUCGAAAGAUGGAUCAAAGAAUCCUGGUGAUAAGAAAAUAAAGAUAAUAAUUUAUUCUCUUAUUGGUGUAUUAAUUGUUAUAAUCAUUGUUAUCAUUGCAGUUGCUGUUAUUUGUAAGAAAAGAAACAAAAAGAAAUAUAUUAUUCGAUUUGCUUCGGAUAAUGCUAGUGAAGCUUUGACUGAAUCAUUGCUUGCCAUGGAAUAG
Messenger RNA from Trichomonas vaginalis G3, 939 nucleotides. RefSeq lists its product as uncharacterized. The record is from RefSeq and is a predicted model, not a curated record. The coding region runs from base 1 to 939 and encodes 312 amino acids. Lineage: Eukaryota; Parabasalia; Trichomonadida; Trichomonadidae. The transcript has a single exon.